This is a messenger RNA of Kazachstania africana CBS 2517, 1011 nucleotides long. It is a transcript of the gene COQ4, whose product is annotated as ubiquinone biosynthesis protein COQ4. Gene Ontology annotation, biological process: ubiquinone biosynthetic process. The transcript has a single exon. The record is from RefSeq and is a predicted model, not a curated record. NCBI's taxonomy places the organism in Eukaryota, Fungi, Ascomycota, Saccharomycetes, Saccharomycetales, Saccharomycetaceae. The coding region runs from base 1 to 1011 and encodes 336 amino acids. Gene Ontology annotation, cellular component: mitochondrion; mitochondrial inner membrane.
AUGACAAGUGCAGUAUACUUUGGGAAAGGGUCACUUAGACGCAUGACUGUGGUGAAAGUAGCCCCCAGGCGAAGCUUUGUUUUGGGUGCUGUCACAACAGCUACAUUAGGGUCUUUUUUAUUGGGAAAAGAAGCUACAUUAGCCAACCGGAUGAAUAACGGUGAGCUCCAUAACAAGAAUGUUGACUACGACGCAAAAUUGAAGGAAAAUGUGCAUAGGAGGCUACAGGCACUGAAAAAUACAAGACCAAUGGAACCAAAUUAUGAAGGGCAUGUUCCCUUAUACAAGAGUGAAAAGCUGUUACUAUUUCUUGUAUCUGGUUUGAGAUCAUUCCUGCAUCCAGAAAAUGGUUACAAUAUCGUACAAUUGGGAGAAGCCACGGCAUUCCCAAUAUUCUUAGAGAGUUUGAAGAAAACAAUGCUAUCUGAUGCUACUGGUAGAAGAAUUCUUCGAGAUAAACCUCAUGUACAUUCGGAGACGCUACAUAUGGGGAAAUUGUCUCAGUACCCUCAAAACACGUUUGGAUAUAAGUUCUAUGAAUGGUGCAAAAAUGAAAACGUUACUCCGGACACAAGAGCCCCAGUAACUUAUAUAGAUGAUCCUUUGCACGCUUAUGUGUUCAAGAGGUACAGACAAUGUCACGACUUUUACCACGCUUUAAACAAUCUGCCAAUAAUCAUAGAAGGUGAGAUCACAGUGAAGGCCCUGGAGGCAGCAAAUCUGGGGGUGCCAAUGGCUGCAUUAGGUGCGAUAUUCGCCCCAUUGAGGUUGAAACCAAUUCAAAAACAAAGAUUGUACGAUAUCUAUUUGCCUUGGGCUGUAAAGACGGGUUUAACAUGUAAACCACUGAUCAAUGUGUAUUGGGAGGAGCUUCUGGAUAAAGAUAUUGACGAAUUGAGAAACGACCUAGGGAUCACUUUACCACCAGACCUAAGAAAAAUUAGAAAACAGCGCAAAGAGACGUUGAACCAUCUGAAAAUCAAGUAUAAUAAACAAAGAAUGGGAAGCUAG